Messenger RNA from Rhagoletis pomonella (apple maggot), 2969 nucleotides. Its product is annotated as ankyrin repeat domain-containing protein 36B-like. Gene Ontology annotation, biological process: positive regulation of transcription by RNA polymerase II. Gene Ontology annotation, cellular component: nucleus. The transcript is spliced from 11 exons. The record is from RefSeq and is a predicted model, not a curated record. Gene Ontology annotation, molecular function: protein binding; transcription cis-regulatory region binding. NCBI's taxonomy places the organism in Eukaryota, Metazoa, Arthropoda, Insecta, Diptera, Tephritidae. Bases 235 to 2166 code for a protein of 643 amino acids.
UGCAAGAAUAACUAGCGCGAUAACACUGUCGCAUGCAACCCUGCUCGUGCUGCCAUCAUCAUUGCCCUUUUUUGUUUUAUCCGAAACAACAUCACAAAACGAAAUCGGCGCAAACCAAGUGACGGAAAAGAAAAAGCUUGCUCUUUUUAUUUCACUUCAGCUGUAUUCGCAUUCAAGGUAGGCCCAGCAUUACUGCAAUAAAGGCGAACCGCCUAAAAAAAAUUGGCAUAGAAAAUGGUAGGCGGCGUCGGCGGUGGCGACAAUAAAGUUGUGGCCACUUUGCGAGCGGAUGGAAGUGUCUAUCCUGCUAGUGGAACUUCCAUUGGGCAAUUAGUGAAUUUAAUGAACUACAAGAUUCGCACUGAAGUGGACGUAAGCAAUAAGACGCUCAAUACAUUCAGUGCUCCCACGACUGUUGUUGAUCUGGGAAAACAAUUAUUACAUUACUCGCGAGACGGUGAUCUGAAAGGAGUGAAAAAUAUGUUGUCACGCGGUGCUCCUUUCACCUCGGAUUGGUUGGGUAUGUCAGCGUUACACUUUGCGGCUAUGAAUAACCAAUAUGAAGUUUGUGAUGCUCUACUAAAAGGCGGGAUAAAUAAGGACUCUAAAACAAAAGUUGAUCGCACACCUUUGCAUAUGGCUUGCUUCUAUGGCAAUGAACGCAUAGUUGAACUAUUACUUUCCAAGAAAUGUUUGGUAAAUCCGCGAGAUAUGCUACGAAUGACGCCACUGCAUUGGGCAGUUGAAAAAGGCCACAAAUCCAUAACACGUCUUCUGCUUAAACACAACGCCGAUGUUACUAUAACAUCAAAAUUCGGCAAAACACCGAUUGCAAUUGCCGUAAUGACGGAACAAGCGGAUUUACUCGAGGAACUGGAAUUAGCGCGACAAUCGCAAAUUAACCGCAAAUAUAAUGAAGAACAUGAGGUGCGGUCCAAGCGAUUCAGAAAGGAAACGUCUGAAGCCGUGAACUCCAUAAUGGGCAUAUCGAAUUUUGUGUCCGAAGAUGCAGGAAAUUCAACAAAAAUUGUUUUGGAGGUAGAUGACGAUUUGACAAAUAAUAGCGAUUACGCAGAAGCCAAAAUAUCUGAUUUGGCAAAUAUCAAGGAAACGGGCGUGUUAGACAAAACCACAAUAAAUAUGCUCAAAGAUCAUGGAAUAUCUAUGAUACCAGAAGAUGAAGACACAUCUAAAGAGCUGCUCACCACUGCCUUGCAAAACGGACGUCAACUAGUUUUGUCGGAAGGUGGAAAAUUAUUGCUUAACGAGACAAAGAAAAUACAUAAAAAUAAUAAUGCCAGCAGCAGCGGAAAAUCGAAUUUAAAUACCAACUACACAGUGGUUCCCGUUCGUGGAACAUUGGCAUCACGCACGCAGAAUUAUAAAGCGCGGGCUAGUAUCAUUUCUAAGGCAAAGGAUAAUCUCAAUAUGUACAAGAACGUACGCAUUAUUUCGCUGAAUGACUUCAAAAAAUUCUAUGGGAAUACAAAUAUAAAAGGUGUACAAAAAAUUCCGGCAUCCAUGGCAAGCGAUCGAUUGUCGUGUAUAAGGCCACUAACGGACGAACAACGAAUACUUAAUACUGGUAGCAGACAAAUAUACACAGCUCCACGACUUCUAGCCCAACGACAGUUAAAAUCUGGCCAAACAGUUAUAAAAUCUGAUCAAACAGACACUGGCACCGCGGAGGAAGAUGACAUUGAUUCAAUUAUACAAUUGGUACCAACAGAUAGUGACACGGAGAUGUCAGAAACUGACCUUUCGCAGCAGCACCAUAAUCAACAACAAGUGCAAAAGCAAAAUCACCAACAGCAGAAAAUGAGCGUCACCAGUACCGCUCAUGGGGCGAAACAAUUACUCAACAUAUCUGCACCCCCGCUGGUGCGUCAAAUUUCCUCUAACACAGCCAAACAGAGCAUCAUCGCUAACAGUAGAACCAACGCGCCAGGAAGUGAUGGCAAGCAACCGGGUGCGACAGUUAUUUCUUUAUUGUCAGUGCCCGAAAUUUGCCGUCAACUAUAUGAGCUACGCCGUCAAAAUGAUGAAUUAAAGCGCAAAUUCGACACAGCACAAAAGGAGAAGGACGAGCUGCGUCAACGAUUGGAUAGAUUGGAAGAGCUAUUGCUGGUAGAGAAGAUGGAUGAGGGUUAUACCAUAGAUACUUAGUUGCAACCGUUGAGCAUACAGUGUAAAACACCUUGCUUUUUAUUUUGUUGCAAAUUAUGCGUGUUAUUUUAAUUUCUUGCAAUAUAUAACAUAAUUACAAGUGAAAUGAGAAGCCGGUAUCUAACAUACAUAUGUUUGUAUUUAGUUAAAGAGUAAGUUAUAGUAUGUAACGUUGAGGAAACAUGCAUUGCGAUCGUUACAUAAUAAGUUGAAAUAUAAAUUACUUUAGCUUUUUACUGUAAAUAUGUUAUUUAUAAACAUUUUAUUGCUAAACAAAUCAUUUCAUUGUCCCUCAUUGCUGAAAUAAUCAGGUUUAAUAAUUUUUAUGCUAGUACUAUUCAGUUUUUUAACACUUAAAUGUUUUGGCGAUGAAAUUAGCGUAUACAAUUACCUUUUUUAUUGUCCAAAAUAAAGCAAAAGAGAAUGUAUUUAUUAUUUCACAAAGAACAGUUUAAUCUAAUUGAAUUUUUGUAUUUUUCUAAUGACAAAGUGAAACAAAAUUGAAUUUAUUUGAAUAGACACAAAGGUACCACUUUAAGAAAUAUACCACAAGAAGGUGUACAUAAAAAAUUAUAUAACCACUGCAGAAAGAUUGUAUAGACUAAGUAAGCAUUAUUUGAAGUCCGAAAGUUAAAAACUGAUUUUUGUUUCUACAUAUAUUAUUUAAAUACAUAAGUAUCAUACGGAAAAUGAGCAGUUAAAAUUAGAACAAAAAUAAAGAAGCUCUUUUUUUAAAUUAUAAGUCAGUUGAUGUUAUAUCCUACGGUUCAUUGAAUAAAAGAACUUUUAAAAUAGUGAACUAA